AAAAGGAUCGCAGAGUAAAGAAGAACUUUGAGAAAUUCAGAUAUAUGAAGUUGAUUUCCAUGGAAACCUCGUUAUCCUCUGAUGACAGUUGUGACAGCUUUGCUUCUGAUAAUUUUGCAAACACGAAACCUAAAUUCAGGUCAGAUAUCAGUGAAGAACUGGCAAAUGUUUUUUAUGAGGACUCUGAUAAUGAAUCUUUCUGCGGCUUUUCAGAAAGUGAGGUGCAAGAUGUGUUAGACCAUUGUGGAUUUUUACAGAAACCAAGGCCAGAUGUCACUAACGAACUGGCCAGUAUUUUUCAUGCUGACUCUGACGAUGAAUCCUUUUGCGGUUUCUCAGAGAGUGAGAUACAAGAUGGAAUGAGGCUGCAGUCAGACCACGCAGGCUGUAGGACCCGCAGUCAGUGCCGGCGGGCCGGACCUCUCCGGGUGGCCAUGAAGUUCCCAACUCGAAAUACCAGUGGGGCAGCUAACAAAAGACCCGCACCCUCCAAGCCCUCAGAGAGUUCUGUGAAUGAUUCCAGUUCUGAUUCAGAAGAUGAAAAUGGCAUGAAGUUUUUGGAGAAAAGAGCUUUGAAUAUAAAGCAAAACAAAGCAAUGCUUGCAAAAUUAAUGUCGGAAUUAGAAAGCUUCCCUGGCUCAUUCCCAGGACGGCGUUGCCUUCCAGGCCCCAGUUCACAAUCAAAGACACCCCGAAGGCGUACCUUCCCAGGUGUUACUUCCAGGAGAAACCCCGAACGGAGAGCUCGUCCUCUUACCAGGUCAAGGUCCCGGAUCCUUGGGUCCCUGAGUGCUCUACCCACAGAGGAGGAGGAAGAAGAGGAGGAUAAGUACAUGUUGGUGAGAAAGAGGAAGGCUGUGGACGGCUACAUGAACGAAGAUGACACACCCAGAGGUCGUCGUCCAGGAUCCAUGACCCUUCCGCAUGUCAUUCGCCCAGUGGAAGAAAUUACAGAGGAUGAGUUGGAGAACAUCUGCUGCAAUUCUCGAGAGAAGAUAUAUAGUCGUUCAUUGGGAUCUACUUGUCAUCAGUGCCGCCAGAAAACUAUUGAUACCAAAACAAACUGCAGAAACCCAGAGUGCUGGGGUGUUCGAGGCCAGUUCUGCGGUCCCUGCCUUCGAAACCGUUACGGCGAAGAGGUCAAGGACGCUCUGCUGGAUCCAAACUGGCAUUGUCCACCUUGUCGAGGAAUCUGCAAUUGUAGCUUCUGUCGGCAGCGCGAUGGGCGGUGUGCAACGGGGGUCCUUGUGUACUUGGCCAAAUACCAGGGCUUUGGGAAUGUUCAUGCUUACUUGAAAAGUCUGAAACAGGAAUUUGAAAUGCAAGCAUAACAUUUAGAAGAUCCACUGCCUGCCUUUCCACUGCACCAAUCUUCCUUGUUAAACUUUCCAAUUUUGUCAUGUGGUUGAAAUCCGAGUUAAGAAUUUUGAUGGCCAGUCUGUUUCAUAGGAAACUCAAAUCAAGUUUAUCUCAUUAGAAAGGUGUUUCCGAGCAUCGUGGAGCAUAUUGCUAGCAAUGCUUUGCCCUGCUAUUUCUCCUUUGCUUUCCUCCACCCCUCACCCUCCCCACACUUUUUCUUUUAGUUUCUGAAUUCUUUUUAAAUGAUGGUUUUAUGAAAGCAUGUUUGAUUUAAUUGGUGUUCAGAUAGCCUUGGAAUCCACCUAUAAAACCAAGCACUUAGAAACACAGUAAUAGUGUUAACUAACUACAUCUUUUGAAUUCUAGAGACCAGCUGUCAAAGUUGUUGACACAAAAACAAUGGGUAUGAUUCAGUGUUUUGUACUAGUUGAUAUUUUUAACAGACUCAAGGCACGAAGUUCUUAAAACCAUGUGGAAAAAUGCGAUCGUUGGAAAGUGGAAUAUGUUACUUUGGACGCCUCUCAUGAGAAUAUUCCGUAUUUUGUGCUAUUACACAAGUUGUCAGAGCUGAGACUUGCUUGCUACUGUCUUCCACCAUGAGAUUGGAUGGUGCAUCAGACUCUCACAGUCCUGACCCAGAAGUUUGCGGGCAGUGCUAGAAGUCAUUGCAGAAAAGGCAUCUAGGGAAUUAGGAUGGUGAGGCUGAUUUGAAUCUAUGGUAUAAUGGUAGUUGCCAAAUUUAUUUCAGUUCAUAAAUGUAAGGUAUUUCAAAUAAAUUCUUGAUUGUUUUUGCAUGGAGAAUUGAUACUAAUACUAGUCGACAGUCCUUUGCAGCGUUUGCUUUCUUGAAGAACUUAGAAGCUAGCCACAAGGUUCAUGGUCAGGUUUUAAGCACUUUUAGAACAAUAAGUGCCUUUUGGAGAUGGGUGACUUUGCAGUGUGUUAACUUGACAUCGCUGCCAGGUCAGUGUCUGGGCAGAUUGCGUGUGUCGUCCAUAUCCCCCUCCUCUGUUUUUGCAUUACAUCGUU
This is a messenger RNA of Rhinolophus ferrumequinum (greater horseshoe bat), 2388 nucleotides long. RefSeq names its product cell division cycle associated 7 (gene CDCA7). Gene Ontology annotation, biological process: regulation of DNA-templated transcription. Gene Ontology annotation, cellular component: nucleus. NCBI's taxonomy places the organism in Eukaryota, Metazoa, Chordata, Mammalia, Chiroptera, Rhinolophidae. The coding region runs from base 45 to 1331 and encodes 428 amino acids. The transcript has 9 exons. The record is from RefSeq and is a predicted model, not a curated record.